AUGGCAUACCUAAUGGCAACCAAACGGAUUCGUAUGGAGGAGGCCUAUGAAUACGUGAAAUCAAAGCGCAAAAUAAUUUCUCCAAAUUUCAAUUUUAUGGGACAAUUGCUUGGAUUCGAGACACAAGUCUUCUCUCCGACUAAUCCGUGUCGAGAAAGACAACAGCUAUUAGUGGAGCCGUUGUCUCCAUUAUUAUGUCGAAUAUCGUCCUCUUGUGGAGUGGCGCACAAUGAGGAGAUGACUCCGGGAGACAAAUACAGAGGCAGUUCAGCGCCUUCAUCGCCAUCCAGAAUGAGGAGUGAAUGCGAAAGACUUGUGUUUGACUUCACUCAAGUGCCAAUCAAUACAAUGAAUUCACAGAUUACUACUAGUAUUUCCAAUACAUCUCUCAAGUCUAGUCAACUACUGGACAGUCCAAUCCGUACCUGA
Molecule: messenger RNA, 429 nt
Organism: Oppiella nova
Lineage: Eukaryota; Metazoa; Arthropoda; Arachnida; Sarcoptiformes; Oppiidae
Source: the annotation of a GenBank genome assembly